GGCCGCGUGGCUAUAACUUUUUCGAGUUAUAUUUUAUUAAAAUUUGCUUUCUUCCAUUAUUUCAAAGCAAGAAAGCACGAUGAAAGUAGUAGUCUCGUCAAGAGCUUAUUCUAAAAUACUUUUACAUGCUAGUAAAUACCCUCACAGGGCCAUUUGUGGCGUGUUAAUAGCGCAUGAAAAUUGUGAUAUAAAUAAAAUUGAUGUAUUGGACGCUGUUCCGUUGUUUCACCUUAGUCUGGGCUUGGCACCCAUGAUGGAAGUUGCACUAAUACAGGUUGACGCAUAUUGUAAAAGCAAUAAACUGCAAGUUGUUGGUUAUUAUCAGGCUAACCAAUCACUUGACAAUAACAGUCCUGAUGUAUAUGCAUACAAAAUAGCAGAAAAAUUACAGGAAAACUUUAGCUCAGCAUUUAUUUUAAUGGUUGAUAACAAGAAGAUGGGUUUUGAAUGUGAGGUGCAAGCUUGCAAGUUAUAUCACCUUCAAGAGAAUAAAUGGAAAUACAAUGAAAAAGAUCUUUGUCUAGCUGAUGAUGAAACUCUGAACAUUGUCUCACAGUUGAUGAUUGGGAAAGCCUACCCUAGCCUAGUGGAUUUUGAUAAUCAUUUAGAUGACCUUAGCUUGGACUGGUUAAAUCCUGAAAUAAAUAAAGUUGUUGAUAAUGCAACAGUUCAAAUUCAAGAAUGAAAUAAUGAAAAAAAGAAUCUAAAUUCUGUUGCAAUCUAAAUAUACACCAUAUCCCAAAUUGACAUCACCUUCAUUGAUUCAUAAUAAAUUAUUUACUAAAUAGUAUGUAA
Messenger RNA from Dendronephthya gigantea, 795 nucleotides. Its product is annotated as ER membrane protein complex subunit 8-like. Bases 80 to 685 code for a protein of 201 amino acids. The record is from RefSeq and is a predicted model, not a curated record. The transcript is spliced from 6 exons. Gene Ontology annotation, cellular component: EMC complex. Lineage: Eukaryota; Metazoa; Cnidaria; Anthozoa; Malacalcyonacea; Nephtheidae.